Molecule: messenger RNA, 2979 nt
Organism: Eleginops maclovinus (Patagonian blennie)
Lineage: Eukaryota; Metazoa; Chordata; Actinopteri; Perciformes; Eleginopidae
Gene: eps8l3b
Product: EPS8 signaling adaptor L3b
Exons: 18
Coding region: 296-2200 (634 amino acids)
Biological process (GO): positive regulation of ruffle assembly; Rho protein signal transduction; regulation of Rho protein signal transduction
Cellular component (GO): vesicle; ruffle membrane; plasma membrane
Molecular function (GO): actin binding
Source: RefSeq, a predicted model, not a curated record
AGCCGACUGGCUCAAAUACAAAUCCUUAAAAUGACAAAUCCUGCCAAGCCUCUGCAUCCGUCACUGCUGUCAGGUAGCUGCACUUUGAUCCUCGUUCGUUUGAGCAGGAAAUCAAGGAACAUUUCAUGGUAGUCUGUGUGGGGAGCAGAUGUUUUCUGCUUGGUAUAAAAUCUAUUUAAAGGAAGAGAAAGAUGAAAACCGAGCAGAGCUGACACUGACAGGGUGGAGAGGCUCUAAGUAUUUACUGCCAAUCUGAGAGUUUGACUCUUCCAGAGAGAGGCAGACGUAGUUCACAAUGUUUGGAAACACCGGACCGUUCUCAUAUUCCCCCGGGGGUUUCUCCCAGGAGGACUUCCCUCAGCAGAGGCAAGCUUUCCAACAAGAUGACCUGAGGGGUGCUCCACUGCAGAGAAACCACAUGUCCAGGCCCAGUGGAAAAUCCAUAUACAAGCAGAGAAAGGAGUACUCUGAUUCGCUGAACAGACAUCCUGACAACUUUCACGUCAGACUGGAGCACCUGUUCACCUGCGAACUGGACGGCCAGGAUGUGAAGACGAUGAACGACUGCUUGGCCAAGCUGAAGAGGCUGGACGGGAAAGGUCGCCUGUGGCCUCAGGAGAUGAUCAUGGAGGUUCAGGAUGGAUAUCUAGUGCUCAGCGACAUUGAGACCAAGGCAGAGCUGGAGACGCUGCCUCUGGGCUGCAUCGUGCAAACUAAAGCAGUGCUGGACAGCUGCACCUACAACUCCUUGCUGACAGUGACUGUACAAGGACGAAACAAACGCAACCGCCAGGUCUUCAUUUUCCAGUGUGAGGAGACUGGGGCGGAGCAGGUCAAGAGUGAUUUGGAUAACGUGGUGAAAAGAGGAGGUGAUGUUGUGGAGCCGCGCAGAGAGAUACCUGACAUCAGGAGAAAUCUUGAAAAUAUAAUCGGGCAACAUGUCCCAGGGCGGCAGGCAGGGCCUCGUCCUGUGCAGCGAGAGAGAACCCCACCACCACUGGACCACCAACCCCCACAGUGGAGGGACAGAGAGCCAGACGAUAUGCUGCCUCCAAGAUCCUACACACCACAGGAACUGAUGAUGCACCAUCCUGGUCCUCAUCAACUACAGAUAAGAGAGCUCACAGAGCAAACGGACACAGAGAGGACCAUAGACAUUUUGAACCACAUUAUAAAUGAUUUGGAGAUCUUCAUGGGAAAAGUGUCUGCUGCAGUAAAUGCACCUUCUUUACUGCAAGGGGAGAAGAGCAAGAAGAAAAAAGGCCCAUUUAAGAAGAAAUCUAACAAAAAUGAUGCUAGUCUGCCAAGCUGGGAGGAAUACAUCUCCUAUCUUCAGAAAAUCAAAUAUGGAUUCAAUCUGCUGGGCCAGCUGGACGGGACUCUGAGCAGCCCAACGGCUCCUGACUUCGUCCACAUCUUUUUCAACAUUUUAAGCUCGAUACUGCCUGAGUAUCGUGCCGACCUUCCUCUCACUGUGCUCUCCCCACUGCUGACGGACGCGGCCCUGCGGCUGCUCAGCGAGGUGGUGGACCCAGAGGAGGAUCGGCUGUGGAAGUCUCUUGGAGACUGCUGGAACUACCCCAGGUCGAGUUUUCCAAACGAAGAUGUCCCAGUUUACAUCCCAGAGUUCUACGAUGGCUGGCAGCCGUCUCCCCCGUCCCGCAGGCCCUCCACCCUCCCUCCAAUGAGCAGGACCAACAGUCAGCGCUUCCCCCCCAACUCCCCUCGUGAGCCCCCUCUGUACAUGCGGGUCAUAUAUGACUUCCUGGCCAGGAAAAACCGAGAGCUGAGCGUCAUGAAUGGUGAAGAAGUUCAGGUGGUUAAGAAAGAAAAGCAGUGGUGGCUUGUUCGUAACUCGCGGCAGGAGGAAGGCUACGUUCCUCAGAAUGUUCUGGAGCCAGUAAACAGUGGCCAGCAAGCUCAAGACCAACCGUGGGGCUCUCCCGGCGGUCCGGUGACUCUGGACAUGGCCUCCACACCUGCAGAGGUCAAAGCCUGGCUGGAUUACAAAGGUUUCUCCAGAAUAACUGUGACCAGCCUUGGGGUGCUGUCUGGCAAAAUCCUCCUGGGGUUGAGCAAGGAUAACAUUAGGACGGUGUGUCCUGAGGAAGGAGGAAAGGUGUUCUUCCAGCUCCAGGCCGUUAAGUCAGCCAUUGCACUCGCCAGUGAACCAUCAAGCCCGUACAAUGGCCGCUACUAACAACCUGCUUCACUUCAGUUUGAUUUCUCAUGAAUUUCUUUUAAAUUAUCAAAAGGAAUUACUGUCCAAUUCAUCUUUUUGUCAUAAUUUAUUUACCUCUGCAAUUCAGUUAUGUGAGGAAAAGCACCUUUACUGAAUUAAACGUCUAUAUACCUUAUCACCAGCAGCAGUAAUUGUGAGUUAAAUAAGAUUUUACCAUAGUUAUUUCAAAUACAUUUUGCAUAGGUUUUCUGACUGUUAUUUACCCCAAACGUCUGUAUGUAGACAUUUGGUCAAUCCAAAACGGUUUUCCUCUUAAUAUUUACUGUUAACAAAUCAGAUCUUCUUUUCUUCUCCUGCGUUAACUUAUACCUUAUAUUUAGUUUUGAUUGUUAAAUGUCAUGUAUUGUACAGAAAGUGAUGUUGAAAUUGAGCCACAAACAAAAAGAAACCAAGUGAGUGCAAGAUUUAUUUUAAUCCACCAAAGUAUUUCUCUUUCAAAUGUAAAUUAAGUGCUUACUCAAAGUGCUUUCAUUAUAUUAAUAUCAAUGCACAAUUGUAUUUGUUUUUACACAACUCAGAUUCAACUUUAAAUGUUUUGGAACGGGAAUGUGAUCGUUUGGGAAACUGUAAGAUGUGAUCAAAGGACCUGAAAGUUGCUAAUUAAAAAAUAACGUACUAAAAACAAUGUUUCCACUGGUCCUGAAUUUACGAGUUAUUGUCAAUUGCACUUGUGAACGUUGUUCCUUUCAUUGUUACGGUGUGACGGAAUUGUGCUUCACUCUUUCUUGUUUCCCCAC